AUGAGCACGGAAAGAGUUCAAAAGCCAAUCGAGAAGACGGCGGCUCAGAAGAUAUCCAAGUUUGGGUCGUUUGUUGCCGGUGGGAUUGCAGCGUGUUGCGCUGUGACUGUCACAAACCCAAUCGAGCUGGUCAAAAUUAGGAUGCAACUGCAGGGUGAAUUGGCCGCUGUCGGGCAAGGUAUUUACAAGAAUCCAAUCCAAGGUAUAUCCGUAAUUUACAAGAACGAGGGGUUCAAGGCGUGCCAGAAGGGUCUUGUCUCUGCGUACUUCUACCAGAUUGCCCUGAACGGGUCUAGGCUAGGUUUCUACGAGCCCAUUAGACUCACAUUGAAUAGAACAUUCUUCCCAGCGCAGGAGAGUCACAAAGUGCAGAAUGUAGGUAUCAAUAUGUUCUCCGGUGCGUCGUCCGGUGUCAUUGGGGCUAUCAUUGGUUCCCCACUGUUUUUGGUGAAGACGAGAAUGCAGUCUUACUCCAGUUCUAUUGCCUUGGGUGAUCAAACUAAAUACACGGGUGUCUGGAACGGUCUAUCUACCAUCUUUAGAGAAGGUGGGGUCCGCGGGCUGUUCAAAGGUGUAGAUGCGGCUAUUUUAAGGACAGGUGCUGGGUCUUCUGUCCAACUGCCCAUUUACAACACUGCCAAGAACAUCUUGCUGAGGAACGAUUUGAUGGAAAACGGGCCCGCGCUGCAUUUGACUGCGAGUACGAUCUCCGGUAUGGGUGUUGCCGUUGUGAUGAACCCAUGGGACGUUAUUCUGACCAGAAUCUACAACCAAAAGACGAACAAAUACAAAGGUCCAAUUGACUGUUUAGUCAAAACUGUUAAGAUCGAGGGUAUAACAGCCCUGUACAAAGGGUUUGAAGCACAAGUCUUUAGAAUCGCUCCACACACAAUCAUCUGUUUGACUUUAUUGGAACAAACGAUGAACUUCGUCUAUACCGUUGAAAGGACAGUUCUGGGACACUCGUAG
This is a messenger RNA of Huiozyma naganishii CBS 8797, 969 nucleotides long. It is a transcript of the gene OAC1, whose product is annotated as Oac1p. Gene Ontology annotation, biological process: transmembrane transport. The record is from RefSeq and is a predicted model, not a curated record. The transcript has a single exon. NCBI's taxonomy places the organism in Eukaryota, Fungi, Ascomycota, Saccharomycetes, Saccharomycetales, Saccharomycetaceae. The coding region runs from base 1 to 969 and encodes 322 amino acids.